Messenger RNA from Choloepus didactylus (southern two-toed sloth), 384 nucleotides. RefSeq lists its product as uncharacterized. Gene Ontology annotation, biological process: dendrite extension. The record is from RefSeq and is a predicted model, not a curated record. NCBI's taxonomy places the organism in Eukaryota, Metazoa, Chordata, Mammalia, Pilosa, Megalonychidae. Bases 1 to 384 code for a protein of 127 amino acids. The transcript has a single exon. Gene Ontology annotation, molecular function: RNA binding. Gene Ontology annotation, cellular component: nucleolus.
AUGGCUAAAAGCUUAUGGAGUAAGUGGAAAAGGAAGAUGCAUGCUGAAAAGAGAAAAAAGAAUGCAAUAAAAGAGCUCAGCAGACUUAAAAGUAUACUUAAAGUAGAUAGUGAUGUUUUUAUGAAAGAAGUUCAAGAGAUAGCAACUGAGUUGGUACCUAAACAUUACCAAGAGAAAACGCAAUGUGCAUUGGAAGAUGAAAAAGAUGACAUGAAAAUGGAAGCUGUUAUUAAGAGAAACAAAAAGAGUCUUCUAGACCAGUAUGGACAGUACCCAGUAUGUAUGAACCAGAGGCAAAGAAAAAGACUGAAGGCAAAGCGAGUGAAAGGGAAGGGGAAAAGCAAAGCAAAAGCAGGGAAGUCAGCAAAGGGUUUGGCCUGGUAG